Hansenula ciferrii is the source of this 1236-nucleotide messenger RNA. RefSeq names its product S-adenosylmethionine-dependent methyltransferase (gene EFM2). The record is from RefSeq and is a predicted model, not a curated record. Lineage: Eukaryota; Fungi; Ascomycota; Saccharomycetes; Phaffomycetales; Wickerhamomycetaceae. The transcript has a single exon. The coding region runs from base 1 to 1236 and encodes 411 amino acids.
AUGAACCAAUCUUUUGACCCUUUAUCCUUCUUCACCCCUCAAGACGUUAAAAAUGAUGCACCUUAUAUGACUACGUCCACGACCAUCUCAACGACAACAACAGAACCAACAAUCAAAGUAGAAUCCUUGAAUAUUAUAAUUGCUGAAAGUAGUACCAAAACAAACUCAAAUGUGACUGACAAUGAAAAAAUUGAUGAUGAAGAAGAAGAAGUUGAUGAAGAUUUAAUCAUACAUGUUUUGGAUUUACCAUAUUUGACCAAAAAUUUACCUGUUGAAGUUUUAAUCACAAUAUUAAAACUAUUAAAACCAGAAGAAGAAACAAAUUUUGGAUCAAAUGGUGUUCAUACAGAUGACAGUAGGACCCUUGAAGAAAUUUUGGAAUUUAAAGAAAUAUCUAAAGAUGAAUAUUUUUCAUCAAAAGAUUGGUUAAAUUUAAAUGGAUAUUCCAAAUUAGCCAAAAAUCUUUGUCAUAUUCAUUUCUCAUCCAAUUUUUUCCAAUAUUUAAACAAAAUAUUAUCAUCUAGUUUUGCAUCAAAUGAUACUGUUUUAAUGUUAGCAAGCUUAAGAAUUUCAGAAAAUUGUGGUAGAACUGCAAGACCUAAUUUCCAAAGAAAAAUUUUAUUGAAAGAUUUCGAUAAAUCAAUUAAUCUUUUUGAACCUGCUUUAACAUCAGAUAAUUUAGGCUUAAAAACUUGGGGAUCAUCUUUAAUCUUAAGUGAACUAAUAGUAGAAGAGCAUAAUGACUUGAUAUUAGAACCUGUAUUGGAAUUAGGGUCUGGAACUGGUCUUUGUGGUAUUACAAUUAAUUUAUUAGGAUAUAAUGAUGUUAUAUUGACAGAUCUUCCAGAAAUUUUACCAAAUUUAUCGAAAAACAUUGAACUCAAUGAAUGCAGUGCACAAUGUGAAGUAUUAGACUGGACAAAUCCUUCUAGUUUUUUAAAUAAAAGAGGUGAUGAUAUAAAAUUUAAUACAAUCGUUAUAGCUGAUCCAAUUUAUUCAUCAGAUCAUCCAACUUGGGUUGUGAAUAUGAUGUCCAAAUUUUUAGCUCAAAAUAAAGAUGCAAGGAUAUUACUACAAAUACCAAUUAGAAAAACUUUUGAAAAAGAAAGAUCUAAAUUAUGGUCAUUAUUACAAGAACAUAGAUUUUCAAUACUUAAUGAAAGGAUUAUUGAUGGUUAUGACGAUUUUGGAGCUCAGAAGUUCAUAUAUAAAGAAUUAAGAUGGUCUAAUUUAUAA